This is a messenger RNA of Aureobasidium namibiae CBS 147.97, 435 nucleotides long. Its product is annotated as UBC-like protein. The transcript has a single exon. The coding region runs from base 1 to 435 and encodes 144 amino acids. The record is from RefSeq and is a predicted model, not a curated record. Lineage: Eukaryota; Fungi; Ascomycota; Dothideomycetes; Dothideales; Saccotheciaceae.
AUGCAUCUCCGUCGCAUAGCCCAAGAACGCGCAAAUCUCCAAAACGACCCCCUUCCAACCUGCUCUGCCCGUCUCAUCAAUGACGAGGACCCAUAUCACUGGGCUGCUACGAUCAGCGGGCCUCCGGCUAGCCCGUAUGCAAAUCAGAAUUUCGAAUUAAGGGUCCUGUUACCGGACAAUUAUCCUCACAAUGCUCCAAAGAUUUUCCUCACAACGCCGAUAUUCCACCCGAAUGUGUCGAGCACAGGAGAAGUCAAGAUGGGGGAUUUGGAGCCAGAUCAAUGGUGUCCAGCGCUUACAAUCAGGACGCUGUUGAUCUCUGUGCAAGCUUUACUUUCGGAUGCGAAUUUAGCGGAUGGAUGUAUAGUUAAUGAGGAAGCUGCGAGUUUGUAUUUAAGGGAUAUUGAGGAGUUCAAGAGGAAAGUGAGGGAGUGA